AUGGAGCAGGCGGACCACGGCGACCUGGCGGCGCUCCUGCCGGAGGCCGUGCUCGCCGACGUGCUGCGUCGCGUGGAGGCACCGCGCUGGCUAGCAGUGUCACGCUGCGUCUGCAAGGCGUGGCGAGCCAUCAUCGAUGGUGAGAACCUCCUGCGUACAGAUCUCCCGCUUAGCGGGUUCUUCAUCACCUUCAAGGAGCUCUGUUUGCCCGAGUUCUUCUCCCGCCCCUUGUCGCCGUUUGGUCGGCCAGCAAUCAGCGGCAAGCUCGAUUUCCUACCCACAGCCAUUAAAGUUCAUCCUGAUGGGUGGAGCUUGGACGGCGACUACUACAUCCAGGAUCACUGCAAUGGGCUCCUAUUGCUCGACGGCUACGUGGUUAACCCGGCCACACGCCGCUGGAAAUCUCUGCCCUCAUGCACGCGCAGUCAUACUACAGCCGGGGGAAUCCUCCGUGGUAUUUUCUCCGAUCAUUACUAUCUGGCCUUUGAUCCCACGGUGUCAUCCCACUACCAGGUGUUUCAGAUUCCUUAUUUGCGUUGGGCGGGAGGUGAGUUUGACCCUUUAGAGGAGGCAUCCGAAUGGCCUCCAUCUCCAUAUAUCUUGCGUGUAUUCUCUUCUAGGAGAGGACGUUGGGAGGAGAGGUUGUUUGUUCGUGAAGGGGAUGCCGCAGGAACCCUUGCAAAGGCGCGUGUGUUUGGUAUCCGACUCCGCUCCGUCUAUUGGCGCGGAUCCCUUUACGUGCAUUGUCAAAGUGAUUUUAUUAUGAGAAUAUCUUUGUCUGAAGAUAAGUACAAUGUGAUUAAGCCACCAAUGAGUGUUGGACUUUCCAAUUAUAUAGGAUUAUCAGAGAAAGGAGUGUACCACGCGUCAUUUGUUAAGAAUCACAUUCGCAUCUGUAUACUGAAUGAAUCAUGCGAUAAGUCAGAGUGGAUAUUAAAGCACGACUAUGACCUUAUUAAGCCAAUGGAAGUGUUUGAUCAUCAAGUUCAUGGACCAUGGAUCUUAGAAGACAUUAACUAUGGAAUCUUUCGUUCUCAUCUCCCAAGUAUCAACAAGGAAGAAGUAAUUCAAGAGAAAUUUGAAUGGAACUCCGACGACGAUGAUUUCUGUGAGAAUGUAGACAUGGUUGAAGUGCACCAUCGCCGUCCAUAUUUUGAGAUCGAGAUACUUGGAUUUCACCCAUACAAAGAGAUUCUCUUUUUUAGUAGGUCAGAGACCUAUAAAUUAAAUGCAAUGGCGUUUGCCUAUCAUUUGAAUAGCUUCAAGGUUGAAAGUUUAGGUAGCAUAUACCCAACAGGUCACCAAUAUUUCGACUCUGGCCUUCCUAAUGAAAAUCGGGAGAUUAAAUCUUUUCCAUACACGCCAUGUUGUUGGAUCGAAGAGACCCCAUAA
Molecule: messenger RNA, 1392 nt
Organism: Triticum turgidum subsp. durum (durum wheat)
Lineage: Eukaryota; Viridiplantae; Streptophyta; Magnoliopsida; Poales; Poaceae
Source: the annotation of a GenBank genome assembly